Rhagoletis pomonella (apple maggot) is the source of this 4637-nucleotide messenger RNA. Its product is annotated as protein LSM14 homolog A-like. The record is from RefSeq and is a predicted model, not a curated record. The annotation marks the transcript as partial. Gene Ontology annotation, molecular function: mRNA binding. NCBI's taxonomy places the organism in Eukaryota, Metazoa, Arthropoda, Insecta, Diptera, Tephritidae. Gene Ontology annotation, biological process: P-body assembly; cytoplasmic stress granule assembly. The transcript has 6 exons. Gene Ontology annotation, cellular component: P-body.
UUCGCUCUUUUGGAACCGAAGACCGGGAGACUCAGUUUCAGAUUGCACCACAAAGCCAAAUCUAUGACUACAUUCUUUUCCGCGGUUCUGAUAUCAAAGACAUUAGAGUCGUUAACAACAGCCUUCCCCAUCCCAAUGACCCGGCUAUAAUGCAAGUACAGCUACAAAAUGGUCAGCAUAUGAUGCCACAUUUUCCCAUGCCCAAUAUGAACCCACCGCAUGCACCACCGAUGAGUGCAGUUGGAGGUUAUGGUAAUCCUUUCGGUAUUGGCGCACUGGGCAUUGGUGGAGCUGGCGGUGGAGCACCUUCGCUAGCUCCUGGCACUGGCGCACCUGGGCCAUACAUGCUGGGUGGAGGUAACCAGCAGCAACAACAACCACCGCAGCAACCGCCCCAGCCACCACAGCAGCAACAACAGCAACAAUCGAAAUCCCAGCAGCAACAGAAACAACCAAGUGAGUUACUUCCCAGCAACAGCAACAACAGCAAUCUGACCCAUCUUCAGCAACAAGAUCAAAUGCAGGAACCACCACAACAGCAGCAACAAUCAGUGCAUAAUAAAACAAUUGCAUCCACUAUACCGUCGAAUCAAACCCAGUUGCAACAGCAGCAGCAUAAUGAUUCUAAUACUUCAGUCCACUUAAAUAUAACGCCAACGUCGAAUACUUUAAAUCUAGGAGCGAUUGGUAGUGUUGCUAGUAUGAUUGGUAGUAAUGGUAAUAGCGGCAUCAUCGGUGGUAGUCGCAUGGCUAGCGGCGGUAUCGGCCUGAUUGGCGGUUUACUUGGUAGUGGUGGAGGUACUUCUGCUGGAAGCAACAGUACAAUUUUAGGUGCAGCUAACAAAGCGAAGAAAAUAUUACCUCAAACGGCACUUAACGAACCCAAAGAUCAAGACACGAUUGCCGGCGCAUCACGCUCAACGACGCCAAUGAGCCAUGUUUCGCUGAAAAGUGAUUCGUCUGUACCCAAUAUGCUUGCUAAUCCCAAGAAAAAACCGGCUCCUCAGAAUAAGAAUAGUGGACAUGGUGGCAGCUCACACGAUGCAGACAACAAGCGACAAAAUCACCAACAGCGCGGUGGCAACAAUAAUCAACGCAACAAUAACAGUGACUUCCAUGAAAAGUACCGUGUUCGACACGAUUCUGGUGGCUAUAGCUAUCGGCAUCAUGAAAUGAGUGGUGGCAACAAUUAUGGCAACCAACGUAAUAACCAUCAACGCGGGGGUGGUGGCGGUGGCGGUGGCGGCGGUCAAAACCAUGCUUGGACCAUGCACCGCGGCAACCCUAACAAUGGUAACAACAUGAUGGUCCGCAAUCGGGGUGGCGGACGUGGUCGCAUGCAAAAUCAAGGCUAUCGACCAAUGGGCGGUCCCGGUGGUAAUCAAAAUAAACCACGGAAUCCGAAGAACACAAUUAAAUUCUUACAAGAUUUCGACUUUGAACAGGCCAAUGUUAAAUUCGAAGAGCUACGUUCCCAACUGUCCAAACUCAAGGUGGGCGAAGAACCCAAAACCGAGCAGAUGAAUGGCGAAACAGAUAAAAAGGACGAUUCCGGCAACGAGACUGGUGCCGGAGAGCAUGAACCGGAAGAGGAAGAAAUCACUGUUGGAUACGAUAAGACAAAGUCCUUCUUUGAUAAUAUUUCAUGCGAGGCAGCACAGGAUCGUAGCAAGAACAAGAAGAAUGACUGGCGUCAUGAACGCAAAUUGAAUAGUGAAACAUUUGGGGUCUCAUCGACAAGACGCGGCGGCUAUCGUGGACGUGGCAACUAUUACAAUCGUAAUAUGGGCUCUUAUGGUGGCGGUUAUAAUCGGAAUUAUCGUGGUGGCAACCUUUAUCGUAACCGUGUCAGAAAUGCAAAUGCCGCAUCUAGCAAUGCGAAUGGCGGCACUUCUAAUACUAAUACCGGUAAUCCCGGUGCAUCUAAUAACAUUAACAAUGGUGCCAACACAGCUUCAGCACUGAAAAACUCGGUGCCACAACCACAGCCAUCAUUUUCAGCGACUGUUUCAACGCCAAAUGCCACGAAAUCGACAACUGUGGAAAAUAGCAACACACCUCAGCCAACAGCAACUGGUGGAGUUGGCCAAUAAUGAUUACAAUUCUGAGAAACUAACAAGAAGGCAUUAAUAAAUACAAUAAUAGCACCAGAAGCCACAAGAAAUCAACAAAUAUCAAAUAUAUCAAACACAGUACACAAAUGAAAACAUCAUUAAAAAGGUUUAUAAGCAUCAUCAAUGGCAAAGUAAAAUAAAAUAAGGAAGAAAUAUUUUAAAAUUUUUUGCUGACGUCCUACGCUCCCAAUGAGAACAGACAAACGAAAUCAAAAUUUACUUUACAAAAUAUUUCUUCCAAGAACUCGGGAUGCAUGCUAAGAUGUUUAUUGCUGAGCAUCAACAUUAAAUUUUUCGGACCAAUUUGAGCGAAAAAGGGGCGCCAGCAAUACACGAUUAAUAUUUGUAAUGAUGAUUAAGUACAUACAGAAGAAAAAGCAAACCAUUAAUAAUACAACGGAGAAACAUUCAAUGAUGAUAGUAUAGUUAGUUUCAUUAAAUAUGAAACAACUAAGUCCAAUCGAACGAAAGGCAACAAAAGUAAUAAAAAAAAAAUAUUAAAAGAAAUGAAAGAAUUUGUAUGUUAUAAAAAUGAAAUGAAAUUGAUUUUUAAGAAGGAAAACAACUUUAAAUGAAUAUAAGAAUGUACUGCUCUAAAGAAAGAAAGAAUUGCUUAUCAUAGUGAAGUUAAUGGAUGUAAUUACACGAAAAGGAAGAGCGAAAGUAAAGGCAGAUCGAAAAUGGUGGUGGUAUGCUUUCCGACACGAAGCAUACGAUUAAGAAAGCAUUUACAAACAUUAAAACAAAAAGGAAAUAAAAUUAGAAAUAUAAAUACGUCUUUUAUGCUGAAUCCUUAAUUAAAAGCAAAAAAAAACAUACAAAAAGAAAAAAAAAACCAUUAAAUUUAUAGAUUAAAUAAAAAAGUAAUUUUAAAAUUAUGCAGAGGAUGAGAGUGAGCCAAUUAAGAGGAGUAUAAAUUUAUAAAACUAUUAAAGAACAUCAGGUUAAUACAACAGUUAUAAUGUCGAUACCAUACUAAGUACUCGUACACAUACUUGUAAGUUGACUGGCCUAUAAUACUGAAUUAAUUCAUUCAGAGUAAAAAAUUAAUGAAAGGGAACAACCUUUUUAAAGCGCACACAUACACCCAUACAUAUGCGAAAAGCAAAACGGCAUCGAAUAUAUAUGGCUGACGGCGACAUUAUCAACUGUGGUAAAUUAAGGCGGAACUGAGUUUUAGGAAUACAGCUUAAAGCAUAGCGGAUAGCAGCAGCAGCGCAAGAGACCAUAGAGAUGGAAGGAAUGUAAAAUUCUAAGAAUUUUAUACCAGAAAUCAAUACAACUUAAAUUUUUCAACUCUACAACUACCAUUAUUGUUUUAUUUUUAAGAGUUAAAAUAUUUUAAAACAUUUACUAUUAAAUUGAAAAGCUGUAAAGCUACACGUUUGUUAAUCAUAGCACACAAACACAUCUAUUAAAAUUGAAAAUGACGUAACUAUGCGCAUGCGCAUAUAAAUAGAUGCAGUUAGGUGCUGUAGCAUACGGUUUGCAAUUUCAGAUGUAUUGGAAGUUGUUAUUUGAAAGUUUUCCUUUGCAAUAGCACGUCGAAUAGUUGACGUAAACACCCCUGAUAUCCCACAAAAUAUGGUUGAUAAAAAUGCAAAUGUAAAGAAAGUUUCAUUGCAGGUAGAUUAAAAUGAAAAAUUUAAAGUUUUUUUUUCAUGGAUCGCAGGCAUGGCUAGCAUUGUUGUAAGUGAUUAAAACAAAUGAACUCUUGUUAUGUGUUAAAACACGCUACUACGAAAUCCGGUUAAUUCCUGUUAUAUGCUAAUACACCUACAAUCUUGGAGGGUAUUUGUCGAUUAUCGGGAAAAUUGUGGAUAAGAAAUGGCGCGCUAAUAAAUGAUUCUCCAGAGUUGAUGUAUGUAUAUUUAAAAUGUAGCUUAUAGUGCGUUUAAACUCGCGCGCUCACAGAGUGUAGCCACAUCCAUCCAAUCAUUACAUGACCACCAUCAAUUCACAAACACACUCUAAACAAAUAUAGAUUAUGGGCGGUAUUAUCACUUGUGAAGCGAAUGAAUUUGGCGAAGCGAACGGUUUGACGAAGCGAAUGGAUUGAAGGACGCAACUUAAAUAUGCAUUAAGAGUGUUCGCUUUUACCAGCUUGUGCAAGUUCUUUGCAUCUCGGAACACUUUUUAUACCUUCUCUGCCUUUUAAUUCGCUUCGCCAAAAUCAUUCGCUUCGCAAGUGAUAAUACCACCCUAUAUUUAACGACAGUGGUAUGGAAAUAGGACAGAAAUCUAUAUUGUACUACAUUAAAAAAAUAUAUAUUUUAUGUAAAUGUGCUCACUCUCACUAAAUACAUACAUGCAUACAUACAUAUUAAAUAUACAUUAACAAAUAAAAUGGGUAGCAAUCAAUGGUGUAUGUAGCCCAUUGUCGGGGUUUGCACUUUUACGGCGCGAUUAAUACAAAUACAAGGUACACUCACACAAAUAUGUAUUUGAAUUUAAAUGUAUGUAGCAUAAAUUCGAGAUGAAAAAAGAUCAAUAAAAAUCACUGCAAGUAAAGUAAAUUAUCUG